CAAGAAGAUGAAUCCCUGCAGUCACGAAAGCUUUACAUCGAAAAUUGAUCGAUGAUGUUGAAGGUGACGAUGCUGUGUGUGUGUGUAUAUCCGAAUGCAGUCACAUCGACCAGACGACAACGUGGCAAGAUCCCCGUAAAUCUUUGGGCCCUCAAAUGAUUCUCCCUUCUCCAGCCAGCCCAGCGACGCAGCAGCAGCGUGGCAUGGGAGUGCAGCAGCAGCAGCAGCAGAAUCUGGGUCCCCUUCCGGAAGGCUGGGAGCAAGCCUGUACUCCUGAAGGCGAAAUUUAUUUCAUAAAUCACAAAAACAAAACCACGUCAUGGCUGGAUCCACGACUUGACCCUCGCUACAUGAUGUCCCAGCAGCAGCAGCGCAUGGUUCCCAGCGGAGGGGGCAUGGGCUCCCCAGGCAUGGCUCCGCAGAGUCCCCCGACCUCGGGCCCCCCACUCAUGGCCUUGGGCAGCCCCCCAGCGAUGGUGGCGCAGCAGCAGCAGCAGCGGCAGCAGAAGAUGAGGCUCCAGCGGCUGCAGAUGGAGAAAGACCGUCUACGCAUGCGACAGGAGCAGCUCAUACGGCAGGAGCGCGUGCUGAGGACUCAGCUCCCCAUGGACAUGGAGGCUGUACCGCAGCACCCCGUGUCGCCGCCCGGGAUGGUGGCGGACAUGCGCGCCAUCACCACCAGCUCCGACCCCUUCCUCAGCAGCGGCGGGACGUUCCACUCGCGUGACGAGAGCACGGACAGCGGCCUGGGCCUGAGCAACUACAGCCUGCCCCGCACGCCGGAGGACUUCCUGGGCAACGUCGAGGAGAUGGACACGGGCGAGAGCCUUGGGCCCAACGGGGCCAUCCCUCCGAGCGGCGCGGGGCCCCAGACCUCGACACGCUUCCCCGACUUCCUCGAAGCCGUGCAGGGCACCGCCGGGGAGCUGGGCGCGUUGGAGGGCGCCGACGGCAUGGGCGUCGACGGCGAGGACUCCCUGAUGCCCUCGCUGCAGGAGGCGCUGAGCUCCGACCUGCUGAGCGACGUGGAGUCGGUGCUGAACCCCUCGAAGCUGGAGCAGGAGAACCUCCUCACGUGGCUCUGAGUGCCGUCGCUUCCCGUCGCUUGCGGCCAAAGGGCGCGCUCGCGCUCGUGAUGGCGAGGUCGCUGGCGGGAGUUGGAUGGGUGGUGGCGGUGGCGGUGCGUGGAAGAGGCGGGCGGGCGGUGGGUUGGGUUGGAUUUCUUCCAGUUCGGUGUGGUUCAGGUGUGGUUCAGGUGUGGCGGACGGAGGGGGAGAGGGGAGGCUGCAAGGAUGUCGAAGGUCAGGAAGGGUCAGCGGGUCGCCAAGUCGUUGGGUAAGGAAGGGGGCUGCUUUGUAAAAAGAAAAGUGAAAUAACGGGUGCUUCAAAAAAAUGUUAACACUCUUUAUGGGACUCUCGUUUUUAGUGCAAAACGAACGGAUACUAAUACACUGCAACAUGAUAACAAAUGUAAUGUCAAUAGCUUCAAAGAGUCCUCCACUCGUUCGCCACCGUUGGCAAUGCUUGCCCCGGAAUCUUCUCCAGGUGGUCUCCAGAGCCCCGGUUGGCACACUUCUCGUGGUUAUUGUUGCAAAUUCUCAAAAGUCUUAACCCACUUUAUUUUUUUUGACGGAUCCUGCAAUUGUUUUCUUUUGGGGCGUCUCCGUUUGGAGGCCGCCCUGAACCGCGGUCACCUCACGGCCGCAGCUCGGCGGUGGAGAUAACGGAGGUUUGGCCGCAACUAUCGGCGUCCGAGGCCGUCGACGAGCCCUUUGAUCGCCGCGCCGAUUCAACCGGAUGGAAAACGAUCGCCCCAACCGGCGUGGGGAAUUCCGCGAUUCCCGUGGCGGGAGCGUGCGGCGAAAGCGGCGGCCGCUUAUAUGGCAACCGCCGUUGAAAGCCCUCGCCGUGGGGCCUUAGCUACUCCUAGUCACGUGCCUACCUGCGUUGCAUCCUACCAGCUGAUGGGGCGGGGGAGGUUCCAGGAGAAAACUUAAGCCCGGAGCUGAACGAUCCGCAAAACGUCGAGAGGGUUGGGGGGGGGGGCGGAGCGGGGCAGGGGCCUUCCAGCCAAGCGUUUUUUUGUUUUUGACGGUGGUCGGUGUAGCGAGCGAGCCCAGGAGCAAUCAGGAUAUCGGCCCAGCUUUGGAAGCAUCGCAAUGAAAUAAAAUCUAAAAUCUUUUUUUUCCAAAAUAUACAUGUUAACAACAAACAAACGCCGGCUUAAAGAAGAUGAAAGGAGUGGAAUCACUCGGGUCUCCGAUAAUUGGGAGGGCCGCGCAAGUGACAAUGAUGGCAACAGGGGUGGGUUGUGGGCGAGGGUGUGUGUAGGUGUGUGUGUAGGUGUGUGUGUGUAGGGGUGGGUGUGUGUGUGUGUGGGUGUGUGUGGGUGUGUGUGGGUGUGUGUGGGUGUGUGUGGGUGUGUGUAGGUGUGUGUGUGUGUAGGUUUGGGUGUGCGGGUGUGUGUAGGUGUGUGUGGGUGUGUGUGGGUGUGUGUAGGUGUGUGUCGGUGUGGGCAAGGGACGUUUGACUGCGCCGGUGUGGGAUUGUUAAGAGAGGCAGGGCCAGGCCAGGCAGUAUUGUGCCGUAGGUAUUUUUGGUAUUCGUUAAUUUGUAUUAUUUCUACUCUUGUUAUUCGUCGCCCGAUUUCUACCUAUAUAUUUUGAUUGUCCCAUUGGAGUCGAGCCCUCGACACGGAGACGCUGCCACGCUGCCACGCGUGAUGGGGACAGCCCCGCACGCCCACCCUCAGCCCCACCGCCCCCCAGAACACGACGACGUAGAACUACUUCUGAAAUCUCUUCAGGAGGUUUUUCACGUCUUCGAAGAGCACGCACGCACGCACGCCCCCCGCUGCUUUAAGUUCCGUAAGUAAUGAAUGUUUCGUCGCACGUGGCAGUACCCUGGGCCCGAAAUAAUAACCAUAGUUUUAAUUGACAAAGCGCCGCUUAAACAAUCGUUCUCGGGGCACUGAGAACGAUUGUUAAAUUGCAUUUUGUUUUUUGUUCUUCCACUCUUUGCAAUUGUAUAUCCCGGCCGUGCUGUCGGGCGCGGCGGCGUUGUCUUCUUGGCGUGCGUUGAUGGAAAUCCAUUCGGAGCGGUCACGGGGCAGCGCAGUCCCUACUCACUCCCGCCUGCUCCCUCUCUCUCCCCUCCUCCCUCCCCUCCCCUCUCCUCCCUCCCCUCUCCUCCCUCCCCCUCCGCGUGGUGGUGAACAGUCCCGUGGAACUAUUUUUUUCCUCUCUCGAGGCUCCAUCCGGUGAGCUGUGGUCCUUGCGUAACAGUAGGUGGCACCACUUAACCAACCGAUCUCUCGUCCUCUCGCGCCGCGACAAACGAGUAUUUUAUCAUUCUGAGGGGGCGGUAUUUAGGCAAUUUUCAAAGCGAGGUGAGCCGUCACAUUCAAUGCGACUUUUUUGUUGUUUGGUCUUGCAGUCAUUGUGGUGAUGGGGGCUGAAGGCCUUGAAUUUUGCACAAACGUGAGAAGACUUUUAACAUAAAACCCCAUUAAAAUAAAGUAUCAAGGGGUUUCAAUCGGAGGGUUCUGCGCUAAAGCGAUGGGCGUCAAGGCUCUGCGAGCCUCCAAACAGCAGCCUUUAGUCACUGCUGGAAAUUCCACAUUCCUAUGCCGGGCGUUAGGAUUUUUAAAAUACGACAAACCCAAUUUUUUGUGGGACUUCCCACAAACUGGUACUCAUUUAAGCGACACUGGAUUGAUGAUGGGCUGUGGAUUCUAAGUAUGCUGACGACGAUGAUGGGUGUGGAAUUACAAAGGGCUGUACUUGUACAUUUGCGUGUGCCGUAUUUCAACAGCGAAUAGGGGCCGGGUCCCUGCGUAGCGGCGUGACGGUACGCACUCUGACCUUUCGCUCCUCUUCCAUCGACUUGACGUGAGUUAUCGUGGCCCCCCCCCCCCCCCACGUCACGGACGGACACACAUACUGAUUGACGGACACACGGAUGGACACACACACUGAUGGACAUACGGAUGGACACGCAUACUGAUGGACGGACACACGUACUGAUUGACGGACACGCGGAUGGACACACGUACUGAUUGACGGACACGUGGAUGGACACACACUGAUUGACGGACACACGGAUGGACACACACACUGAUGGACAUACGGAUGGACACACAUACUGAUGGACGGACACACACACUGAUGGACGGACACGCGGAUGGACGUACGAACGGACAGACAGAUGGACAGACGGACGGGCGGACGGACGGACAUGUGGACGGAGGGGGUCGUCAGACACAGUUCAGUGAUAACCUCGCGUUCCGCGGUGCGCAUCUAAGAAGGAAGAUGAUCCAGAACAUUGUUGCCACGUGGUACGGAGCGGACGGCGUUUUUUUGUUUGUUUAAUUCUGAGCAGUUUCUCAAGAAUGCAAAUGUUGACUCAGUUUGGGGGGUGGGGGGCGAGUUGAAGGAUUGGCGACACCGCAGUUGAUAGACGCGAGGAGAGAGAGAGAGGUCACCCGGAGGUCACCCCGAGAGGGAAGGUGACGGCGUCGGAAAAAGAUGCGAGUCUGUGCGCGCUCGCGCGCGCGCGUGUGUGUGUGUGCGUGUGUGUUGAACAAUAUUGUGGGGAGCGGUGGUGCAGCAGGUUUAACACGUAGGCUUUCGCGACCAAUAUGAAAAAUACAUGUUUUAUGGGUUAGAUCGCGUAAAUGUGUCGUGAAACCCGCCACCACCCGACACAAUCUGAGUGCUACACGUUGUGGAUUCACUCGUAACGAAUUGGCACGUUCUGUUUACGUGACAACCCUUACAAAUUGGCUGUGUCGGGUGGUGGCGGGUUUAACGACACAUUUAUAUAUGUAUACACGAUCUAACCCAACAAAACUUCUAUUAGCGCUACGCUGUGCUACGAACCCGGCCAGCUGAGUUCCUUUCCCGCUCACAGCCAACACCGGUGACGAUGAUUUUAACCGUUCCUGGGCUUCACCCCCCCCCCCUUAGGUCGACUCAGCCUAAAAUGAGUACCUGGGUGCGGUGUGUAGUCAACAUCGCCACUGGGGGAGACUAAGGGCGUCCGGGCGUGGUGUUGGCCACCCCAGCCUCUCGUGCUGCCGUGCCGCCUUUCGUAGGUGACACUCGCUAACAGCACUCGCCCCGACAGUCUGCCGAGGCUUCACGGAGGGAGGGGGGACCUUUGUCUUUGUAUGGUCAACUUCUACGCAGCCGACUGCGCUCUUCUGAGUUGCGGGGCGCGGGGGAAGCGACGUCAAACUAACGCACGGAAUGCAACGCGUCGUCUCUUUAACGAAGCGGGCGAACUGACACGGCAGCCACGGUAAAGCCUGUCGCAGGGUUUAGCCGGGGCGCGGUAGUUAACGUCUCGCCGCCGCAACGCCCCGGAUUCGAACCCGGCAGCGGCGCCGGCUCGGCAUCUCGCCGACCUCUGCCCUGUGAGCGACCCAGACCACCCAAGAGCCGCAAAAAAAAAAAACAGAUCUUGCGAUGAUCUUUGUUCGAUGUACCCGGCCGCACGCGGUAGAGUGUGCGCGCGCGCGCGUGUGUGUGUGCGUGAGCGCUUCCUCCUUGGAGACACAAAUUUUGGCUAAACAGUUCCUUGGCGAUCGGGGUUUGCUUAACCCCUAGCGACCGGGGAUAAUGCGUUGGGCGCUACAACGCACACACGUCGAGUAUUUGCAAAAGCGUGUAAAUAGGAAGAGGCACAAACACCGCAGAGACGCCUACUACGAGGCAUCGGGUGUGCAGUAGACUCGCACAGAAAGCCAUAGACACACACAGAGACCCAUAGACUCACACAGAAAGCCAUAGACACACACAGAGACCCAUAGACUCACACAGAGACCCGUAGACUCACACAGAGACCCGUAGACUCACGCAGAGACCCGUAGACUCACACAGAGACCCGUAGACUCACGCACAGAGACCCGUAGACUCGCACAGAGACCCAUACACUCACACAGAGACCUGUAGACUCACGCAGAGACCCAUAGACUCACACACAGAGACCCGUAGACUCACACAGAGACCUGUAGACUCACGCAGAGACCCGUAGACUAGCGCAGAGACCCGUAGACUCACGCACAGAGACCCAUAGACUCACACACAGAAACCCGUAGACUCACACACAGAGACCCAUAGACUCGCACACAGAGACCCAUAGACUCGCGCACAGAGACCCAUAGACUCACGCAGAGACCCAUAGACUCACACACAGAAACCCGUAGACUCACACACAGAAACCCGUAGACUCACACACAGAGACCCAUAGACUCGCACACAGAGACCCAUAGACUCGCACACAGAGACCCAUAGACUCGCACACAGAGACCCAUAGACUCACGCAGAGACCCGUAGACUCGCACAGAGACCCAUACACUCACACAGAGACCUGUAGACUCACGCAGAGACCCAUAGACUCACACACAGAGACCCGUAGACUCACACAGAGACCGGUAGACUCACGCAGAGAUCCGUAGACUCGCGCAGAGACCCGUAGACUCACGCACAGAGACCCAUAGACUCACACACAGAAACCCGUAGACUCACACACAGAGACCCAUAGACUCACACACAGAGACCCAUAGACUAGCGCACAGAGACCCAUAGACUCACGCAGAGACCCAUAGACUCACACACAGAAACCCGUAGACUCACACACAGAGACUCAUAGACUCGCGCACAAAGACCCAUAGACUCACAUACAGAGAUCCAUAGACUCACGCAGAGACCCAUAGACUCACACACAGAAACCCGUAGACUCACACACAGAAACCCAUAGACUCGCACACAGAGACCCAUAGACUCACGCAGAGACCCGUAGACCCACGCAGAGACCCAUAGACUCACACACAGAGACCCAUAGACUCACACACACAGAGACCCGUAGACUCACACACAGAGACCCAUAGACUCACACACGGAGACCCGUAGACUCACACACAGAGACCCAUAGACUCACACAGAGACCCGUAGACUCACACAGAGACCCGUAGACUCACACAGAGACCCGUAGACUCACACAGAGACCCGUAGACUCACACACAGAGACCCGUAGACUCACGCACAGAGACCCAUAGACUCACGCACAGAGACCCGUAGACUCACGCACAGAUACCCGUAGACACACACAGAGACCCGUAGACUCACACACAGAGACCCGUAGACUCACACACAGAGACCCGUAGACUCACGCACAGAUACCCGUAGACACACACAGAGACCCGUAGACUCACACACAGAGACCCGUAGACUCACACACACACAGAUACCCGUAGACUCACGCACAGAGACCCAUAGACACACACAGAGAUCCGUAGACUCACGCACAGAGACCCGUAGACUCUCACGUCUGUCCUGGAGAACAGAACCCUGCGUGUGUCGCCCGGCAGGGUUCUAUUUCUCGUUGUCGCUAAAACCUUUUUUGUUAAUAUUGGACGUGGAUUUGCGCCGUUGGCUUUCAAACGUUCCGAUCUCGAAGCCGUAGAAGAAUAUUUUUCCAUCGCGGUAUUUUGAAAACCCAAAGGCUCUUAGGGCUUUCGAAUAGGCGGGAAGAAACCCCGAAACAAACCUCGUAAACAUUCUUCUCCCUGGCGCUACUUUGUGCGUUGCUGCAUGCCUUCACCUGGGGAAUCUUGCGGAGGAGGCGGCGUCAUCGUAGUUGUCAUCGCCGCCCAUCAACCGCCCUCAACCGCCGCCAUCAAUCGCCGCCCUCGUUUUGAAAUCUCGUCAAACGGUUGCGCGGAAUUCCGGCCGGCGUUCGCGACGAAGUCGCACGGCGCAAGUCGACGAUCGCGAGCGGUCGUCGUUGUUGCGACGGUGGUGGUUGCGGCGGUGGUGGUGACGGUGACGGUGGUGGUAGCGGUGGUGGUGACGGUGGUGGUGGCGGUGGUGGUGGCGGUGGUGAUAGCGGUGGCGGUGUUGCUGCUGCGUUAAUCUUUUAAACAGUGACCGCCAUUCAUGCCUGAGGUUUUAGUUAUUUUUUUUACUGACACACACACGCCUCUCUCUCGCCAUUGUGUGACAGAUCUGCUAGCCACCGCCACCACCAGGAGUUAAUUUUAAAACUUAACCCAUCGUCAUCGUCAUCAUCAUCAUCAUCAUCGUCGUCGCUAUUACAUGCGCCACCGCAUCGUCGCCGCGAGCCAAGAGUUGGUGUUUUAUCCGGACGCUCCCCCACACCCGUCUCCCGCCAGAGGAAUGUGGAAUUUCCAACACUAGCACAGAGUCGCCCCAGUGGAGUUCAGUUUACUCUUGCUGCCCCCCCCCCCACCGACAUGAGGUGCCGCCACUGUCUGGCAAGUCGACAGCGAAAUGUUCUUUGGGCAGGCCGCCCACCGCCACAGGAAUGUGGAAUUGCCAUCGCCGAUGGACGCGCGCGCGUCAAAGCCGGCCGUUUAGAUUUCUGUUUUUUUUCUUUCACACGUGUACAAAGGACAAGGCUGACUUGUGCGAGUCUAACGUAGAAAGUGACGAUGGUGAUGAUGAUGAUAAUUGUGCACAGCCCUCUUGUCAAUCUGCCGCUGGUUUGAGGGCCUUCGCGAACCGCACCGGUCACCAGAAGGGGCCGCCGUGGCCACACGCCGGUCAGUGUGGUGGGUUGGUGAACGGAUCGGCAGCGGAGGAAAACCGAGGACCGGUUCGAAUACACUGGUCAACACACUUUUUCUGGCAUAAGGUAUUCUAACGGUUUUAAGGUAAUUUUGGGGUGCUGAUUCCAAAUCUGGCAUGAGUUUUUGUCUAUCGCAUCAGGUUUUUUGAGAUAUAAAAUAUUGCAUUUUCAAUUAAAACUGCAGAAGAAAAAUCAUAAGUGACAGAGUUAAUUUAGGGUAAAAUCAAUGAAAAUGGGGUAUGCCGAUAGCAUAAAAUGAGAUGUGAUAGAGCAAAUCUGAGAACAGAUUUGGAAUCAGCACCCUGAAAUUAGUCUAAAAUAGCUGCAAAGUUCAGGCCAGAAAUUUUUUUUUAUUGACCAGUGAUAUCACUCCCCCGCCUCACCCCCUCCCCCACGCAUGAUCUAUCCACUGCUAGAUGAAGGCCAGCCCUCCCGCAGUGCCACACCUGAGUAUAUAUAUUUUUUCCCUUCCUCCCCACGAACUUAGUACCGUAUUUUAUCUGUCCCGGAGGAAUGAUGGGCCCAAGGUUGAUUGGCGACAACUCCGUAGCCGCAGCACCCACGACACCUGAUCGCGUAAAAUGCAAUCGGCACGAAUAACAAAAAACUCCUCCUCCUUACAAAGCCUCCGCCCGGCGAAAAAUUUACAAAUUGCAAACUGACAUUUAUAUCCUGGGAAUAUGGUUUGUUUGUUAUUUUAGUUUUUCAACCGUACCUCCGCGCGGUUACGUUUCCCCGUGGCGCCCGCUUGUCUCUUCAAUUUGCGGUGGACCAUGGCGACGAUACGGUACGGUCCUUCGCAACAAAAAAAACAUUUUUAAAAGGUUGAAGCGUGAAAAAUAAAAAAACACGUGAAAAGUGGAAACAUCACCGACGGGAAAAUGAAAGAAAAGCUGAAUUUUAACGGUCGGAAAGAGGGCGAAAUUGAAUUAAAUGUGCCGAACCCGCGGAAAAAACCAUCCGAACGGUACUCGGAAUGAAAAUUUCCGCUUUAUAAAAAACAUUGAAUAUCGCCUCGUUUACCGCAUACCUUUUUAUAGACGUGCUGCUUUUGAUACCCCCUUGUUUCUUUUAGAUGUAGGAAUGACGAUAAAUAUUCGAGUUAUUUUUCUCUAUAACCGCGCGUGUGUAUAUAAAGUGUUCGUCCGAAAUGCAUUCACGACAGUGCCUUAAUGUUUAAGCAUGACGUAGUUUAGCCGUGUAUUUUUAUACGAAAUCCUUUUUAAAAAAAGUAAGAAAAACCGUUUAAAAAAAAUAUUAAAUAUUAUUACAUUACAAGCUAGUCUUAAUUUGUCGGAGUUUUUUUUUUACGGAAAUAUAUUCGAACUUUUUGUUGUUGUUGCCUCAUUCGUGUCGACGAAUUCCAGGAAACGUAGUUUGCGUAUCAAAGAGAGAGAAAUGUUGAGGCAUUUUAAAAGUACAUUUUUUAAAAACAAACAUUUGCCUCAUUUUUGUUCUUUUUAUAGUUGAGUUUUUUUUUUCUAGAGGGUAAACAAAAAGUAUACACCGAAUCUGUAUUUAUUGUAUUAAUCACGAGUUGAGGGUUUAGCUGUAGCCCCCCCCCCCCCAGUUAAAGGUACCUACCCGCGGACAAAGCUGCUGUACAUUUGACAUUUUUACCACGCAAACAAGAGCGUUGUCGUUUUCCCGAUUGUGUGUGUCCAGCAUAAGCGCAUUCGCAUCACGAAGGUGUAACCACGCACGGGCCGUUUGGCGUCGGAGCGAGUGAGCGGUGGUGUUUUUUUUUAUCCUUUAUAUUAAGUUCACUUGCUUGCUUGCGCGCUUACGACCGUGCAAAUCUUUCGGUCGUUUUUUAACCCACUUCCCGUGAUCCAAUCGAGCUGACAUUUUGCACACAGACUCGUUGUGCGUGACAAUUUAUUUUCGUGAAAAAAUGUUUCAAAAAUUUUCCACUUUUUAGGAAUUUUUUUUUUUACUAUUAAAUUUAAAAUACCAAUGUGAUAAAAAUGAAACUCUUACUCAAGAAAAACAGAAAUGAAUAAUAAAAUAAAACCGAUGCCACGCAUAUAAAGGAUUUAUAGUGAAAAACUUAGUUUUUACGGGUUAAUUUUUUUACUAUCGGCAAGACUUUCCCGCCAAAAGUGAGCGAGCGAGCGGUCGUUUGUUUAACCAAUCGCAGCCAAACCUGGGAGUGACGUCACAGUGCUCCCAUGAGCGGUCGCACCGAUUGGCCGAGGCACGGAUCCACUUGUAAGAACUCGCACGCGAUUGGAUAUUCUCUCGCUCUCUCGCCGUCGGAUACGUCUGUGGCGCCAGACGUGCUCUUAAGGGACAGCGAAAACGUCUUUUUACCGUGAAUUUUUGUUUUGUUGUUUAAGUGUUAUUUUCUACAAGAGGAAUGCACCCGCGUUCCGGGGAUUGUGUUUUAGCGACGGAAUUACUUCCAGAAUUCUCUCGGCGUUGCCCGUUGUUGUGCGUCAAGUCCUCUCCUGUUGCGAGAGACUUCGCGCGUGGCAACUUUGUGUUGUCGGUGUUCUUGUGGGGCUUUUUUUUUACACUACAGGCCAACACAAAGCAAUAUCCAUUCAAAUCAACCAGUUUUUGCCUGCCUCUCAAGACUGCCUGCCGACUCGCGUUCGAGGUACAAAACGUUUGUCCAAUUGCAUAACUUGUAUUUCAAAUGAAGUGAGAUUUUUUAAUUGUUAUUGCUGUAUUAUUGUUGUUGUUGUUACUUGGCUGAGACCAAACCCGUUGUUAUCAAGUGACUUCAGUUACGACCUCGUGCCCGAAUGUGUAAUGAGGUCACCGUUGUCCGUUUUAGACAUCGGCCGUGAAUUCCAGUAAUUUACGGAGACGUUUAGUCCAAUUAGGUUCUUCCAUCGGUGACGAAAGAGAUAAUAAUGGGUGGUACGAUCCGGCCCACCCUCACCACCUCACCCUCACCGAUCUCUUUCCCCCACUCCCACCCACCCCUUCCCCGGCAAAGAUCGAUGGCGUUCUGAGGGUCGUGGUUUCGAUUAAAACGAAAAGAAGACACGUGGUGAGAAUGACAGCGCCUCCAGUGGCUGUGGCGGGCGGGCCGGCUCGACGACGUACAACAUAUCCCGAAUUGAACAAGCGUCCCGUUUGAAUGGUGUGUGUUGCGAGCUUUAAAGGAAUCGAUGAUUUCGGUCGCUUUCAAAUGGAUGGAUUUGUUCGCCCAAUGCGUAUAAUAGCCGGCACGGUUACCGUCGUCGAUGCUGCCCGAAGCGAUGGCCGUGCGUUGAGACUUUGCUUUUGUAUUUUUCACUACAAACCUGCCUCAUUGAAUGACGCCAAUGGGGAGUUUUCAUUCAUGUAUACACACGUUUAUAUUUAGUUACUUAAUGCUGUUGUUACGUUACACAGCAAGCCGCACGUUAGGAAGCGCGCAACGUGAUACCAAAACGUCGCGACGGCCGACCGGAAAUUCGAUGUGCGACUGCGGUUUUAAAACGGACGCGUUUAGAAUGUUGAGUUUGAGCCUUUGGGGGGGGGGUGGGUGGGGAAGUAGAGUCUAAAUCAAAUGACAGGGACUCCUCUGCUUGCAAACGAGUUAAGUUCCAGAGGUGUCUGUUCGCAAGUUGAUUUGUUCGUAAGUCCAACUUUACUCCUGUCGAUUCCCAACACUCUGUACGGGAUGUACACUAAACACAGGGAAUGGCUUUACAAGAUGUAUAAUCUCCUGCAGAUGUAGAUGCCACUGGUUCUUCACGUUCUGUAGAUGUAGAUGCCACUGGUUCUUCAUGUUGUGUAGAUGUAGAUGCCGCUGGUUAUUGAUGUUCUGCAGAUGUAGAUGCCACUGGUUCUUCACGUUCUGCAGAUGUAGAUGCCACUGGUUCUUCACGUUCUGCAGAUGUAGAUGCCACUGGUUCUUCACGUUCUGCAGAUGUAGAUGCCACUGGUUCUUCAUGUUCUGUAGAUGUAGAUGCCGCUGGUUAUUGAUGUUCUGCAGAUGUAGAUGCCGCUGGUUCUUCAUGUUCUGCAGAUGUAGAUGCCACUGGUUCUUCAUGUUCUGCAGAUGUAGAUGCCAUUGGUUCUUCAUGUUCUGCAGAUGCCGCUGGUUAUUGACGUUCUGCAGAUGUAGAUGCCGCUGGUUCUUCACGUUUUGCAGAUGUAGAUUCCACUGGUUCUUCACUUUCUGCAGAUGUAGAUGACACUGGUCCUUCACGUUCUGCAGAUGUAGAUGCCACUGGUUCUUCACGUUCUGGAUAUGUAGAUGCCACUGAUUCUUUACGUUCUGCAGAUGUAGAUGCUGCUGGUUCUUCACGUUCUGCAGAUGUAGAUGCCAUUGGUUCUUCGCGUUCUACAGAUGUAGAUGCCACUGGUUCUUCACGUUCUACAGAUGUAGAUGCCACCACCGCCAUCUAUUGCGCGGCGGCUUGAACUUACGACUCUCGAUCUGAACAGACAACUGGACAUACGGACAUGUUUCUUCGUAUCUCGGAAAGUUCGUAAGUCCCAUGUUCGGAAGGAGAGGAGUUCUUGUAUUUCCCGCUGCUGCUGUUGCUGCUGCCGCAUUGACAGUGGUGAACAAGCAAAAAAUAAACAACAACAACAAUACACCCCAACACAUUGGUCAAAUAAUAAACGCUCGUCGCCUUAGAAAGAACAGUGCUGGUUCCUCUCGCUCUGUACGGCGGCGGUGGUAGUAGCAGUUAGUCGUAGUAAUUAGUGGUAGUUAGUAGUAGUUAUUAGUAAUAGAUGCAUUCCAAAAAAGAAAGGGGCGCGCAACACUACACCGCACGGGGAGACUGCUGCCUGUUUUGUUUCUUUUCAUCGUCGUCGUCGUCGUCGUCAUCAUCGUGCAGUCACACCGCAUGAAGAAACGUGAGCGGGUGGUGGCUCCGCGCAUCGCGACGUGAACCCCUUCCCCGACCCGCGUCCUUCCCAAAGUCGUCUUUUUUCUGGGGCCCAGCGGUCUUUUAUUUUUUUUCGCGGCUUCGCCUUCGCUGCCUCUCAGCGGCAGUGGCGGUGGUCGAGAUAGAACCGCCCCCCAUAAAAAAUACGUUGCGGGUGUCGUAGCGACAUUCUAGCGCGUGUCGAAAGCAACUUUACAAUCGGGCUGUCUUGACGAUUGUCUCUCGACUCGCUGCUCAAUCUCACGGACUUCAUAAUUAUCGGCGAGCUCGAUUUAAAAUGAACAACCUUGCCACACCCAGCCCACCCACCAAACAGCGGUACGAAUCGGGAACGAGCGGCGUUGACAUGUCCGAACGGCCACGCAGACGCCUAUUGCAAGUCUGCAUCGACCGCAUUUGCUUGCGGUAAGACACGGGUUGGCUACGUACGGCGCGACGGACGUUCAACGUACAUAUGUACGAAACACGCAAAAAGCUGCCUCGCAUUGUCCUUGAAACUGAUUGGCCUAAACCAGAGUCGGCCUCCUUUUUGUGGCUUUGCCUCGCCGGCGCUGGUGAAGGACCAAAAGGACGCCAAAUAGGCGAGCGGUACAAGGACCAUGCAAACACGCCCGAAGCAUUCAAUGGCUCUGUUAUUAGAAUCGAUUACCACCAAGCCACCAUGCGGAAAUAGGAAGUUUAAUAGGAUACGUUGAACCGGACCGUAAAAUAACGUUUUUUUGGCCAAAAUUAUUUGCAAAGCCCCCUUUUGUUGUUGUUGUUGCAAGCGUGGGUGUACUUUGACACGGCCACAAUUUUUUAAACGCUCGGCGCGCCUUGCGAACAAAUUAUUUUUAUCGCGCGUGACAUCGGUCUCGUGGCGGGCGGCUCCCGUCGGUGAUUUUAAACGACGACGUGAUGAUGAUGAUGACGACGAUGAUGACGAGUGCGUGCGUCACCCUGUGUCGCACGACGAAUAACGGUGACGUUGCGGACUUUGCCGCGUGUGCGUGCGUCGAGGUGAUCCGGUCUUCGUGCAUCGCGCCUCCCACCGUUUUGCAAACGGCUCCUGUGCUCCGUGUUUUAUUCCUUGCGUCGCAUUCGUUGUCAUCGCAUUCUCUGUAAAUAAAAUAUAUUUUUGUGUCGCCUGGAGCAGCAGCAGCAGCAGCAACGUCGUCGUCGUCGUCAUGACGAUUAUUAUUUUUGUAUUAACUUUUUAUGUACUUGACGAUGAAACUUAUGUAACUUUGAACAAUAAAAGGUACUACGUUAGUUAGCAUU
Molecule: messenger RNA, 14693 nt
Organism: Lethenteron reissneri (Far Eastern brook lamprey)
Lineage: Eukaryota; Metazoa; Chordata; Hyperoartia; Petromyzontiformes; Petromyzontidae
Product: transcriptional coactivator YAP1-like
Biological process (GO): hippo signaling; positive regulation of transcription by RNA polymerase II
Cellular component (GO): cytoplasm; nucleus
Molecular function (GO): protein binding; transcription coactivator activity
Source: RefSeq, a predicted model, not a curated record